Messenger RNA from Lachancea lanzarotensis, 228 nucleotides. RefSeq names its product LALA0S04e06766g1_1. Gene Ontology annotation, cellular component: endoplasmic reticulum membrane. The record is from RefSeq and is a predicted model, not a curated record. Gene Ontology annotation, molecular function: enzyme regulator activity. The coding region runs from base 1 to 228 and encodes 75 amino acids. The transcript has a single exon. NCBI's taxonomy places the organism in Eukaryota, Fungi, Ascomycota, Saccharomycetes, Saccharomycetales, Saccharomycetaceae.
AUGAAUAGAUUUGUGAUACUGACCGGUAUUUUCAUUUACUACGUAAUAUGGCUACUGCUUCCGAUUUUUGAUCUUGAAAAUACAAUACUAGGGUUUCCCUUACCAUCUAUAUAUGCUGCUAUUUGUCCGGUUGUCUUACUUCUAGUGGGCGUUUUUUGCGUCGUUUCAUUUUUGGGUGGUUUGGUGUUGUGCUCUGAAACGCACGACCAGAAAGUCAUGGAGAAGUAA